Messenger RNA from Paramacrobiotus metropolitanus, 3766 nucleotides. RefSeq names its product 2-oxoglutarate dehydrogenase complex component E1-like. Lineage: Eukaryota; Metazoa; Tardigrada; Eutardigrada; Parachela; Macrobiotidae. Gene Ontology annotation, cellular component: mitochondrion; oxoglutarate dehydrogenase complex. Gene Ontology annotation, biological process: tricarboxylic acid cycle. Gene Ontology annotation, molecular function: oxoglutarate dehydrogenase (succinyl-transferring) activity; thiamine pyrophosphate binding. The record is from RefSeq and is a predicted model, not a curated record.
GCACUCUUUGAGUUUAUUUUUAGAAUAAAAAACUAUCUCUGGACGCUAAAAUUCAGAAUAGUUCGUUCGUACUUCCGAGUUCCGAGCGCGUGUUACUGUUUAAAGUACUCGUAUUUUAAUUUUCGACACCCUGUGUGACGGCAUCGAGAGAUAACAACGACUUUUGAAGGAGCCGCACGUACGUUCUACUUGGGCGUAUGGUAAUAGGCAGAAUUACUGGCAGAAGGCGCUGGCUGGUGUGGAAGCACGGUAUCUUGGUUUUGUAAUUCCUACCUCCGUCUUCCCGUUUGUCAUCUGGGAGGAGGUUCAAAUUUGUUCGACUGGAUCUAGGCACUGUGAUUUAAGAGCAAAAGAUUUUAGUCAGUAAGCUAUCAAGAUGUAUCCACCAGCUGUUCGUGGUCGUGCGGUUCUAAACCUGGCCGGGCGCUUCGGAGCCAUGACGGUCCGGAAACGCGCCAUCUCGGCUGCGGACGGUGCACGACGAUGCUUCAGCACUGAUUUAAAAGCAGACAACUUUCUCUCGGGAUCUAGCUCGGUUUAUGUGGAGGACAUGUACCAACAAUGGAAGAAGAACCCAAACAGUGUUCAUCCGUCAUGGGAUUCCUACUUCAGCAGCGUCUCAAAAGGCUUGAAGCCCAGUCAGGCCUAUCAGUCUCCGCCAUCUCUCAGUGGAGCACAACCCGCUGUUCAACCCAGACAAUACGGUGCUGCACUGGAUCUGGCAGCCGUUCCGGAAAAUCUGGAGAAAACUGUUCGUGAUCAUCUCGCAGUGCAGGCAGUUAUCCGCGCUUACCAGGUGCGCGGACAUCAUAUUGCGGAUUUGGAUCCGUUGCGUCUGGAAUCGAUGCGCUAUGAUUUCAUGCCUCCUGAAUUGCAGUUAUCGACUUACAAUCUUGGCGAAGCGGAUAUGGAUCGAGUGUUCGUUCUACCCGAAACAACAUACAUCGGCGGCGGAAAGCAUGCGCUACCACUCCGCGAAAUUAUUCAGCGCCUCCAGACGGCUUAUUGUGGCGUCAUCGGUGUCGAAUACAUGUUCAUCAACAACAAAGAUCAACAGGAAUGGUUGCGGCAGCAGUUUGAGGUGCCCGGUGUUACUAAACUUGAUGCAGAUGAGAAGAAAACCCUCUUGAAGCGUUUAAUUCGUUCUGCCGGUCUUGAAGAUUUCUUCGCUAAAAAGUGGCCGUCGGAGAAGCGUUUUGGUCUGGAGGGUUGCGAGGUGUUGGUCCCGGCGUUGAAGGCGGUUAUCGACAUAUCCAGUGCCCGCGGUGUGGACAGCAUCGUCAUCGGUAUGCCCCAUCGUGGCCGGCUGAACGUUCUGGCCAACGUUUGUCGCAAGCCGUUAGAGACCAUCUUAACACAAUUUAAGAGUCUGGAAGCAGCGGAUGAGGGUUCGGGUGACGUAAAGUAUCAUCUCGGCUUGUCACACGAGCGGAUCAAUCGCGUCACUAAUAAACCGAUGCGCUUGGCUCUGUGCGCUAAUCCUUCCCAUUUGGAAACUGUGGAUCCGAUUGUGCAAGGAAAGGUACGGGCGGAACAGUUUUAUCGCGGAGACGUGGAAGGAGACAAAGUUAUGAGCAUAAUUAUGCAUGGUGAUGCCGCGUUUUCUGGUCAAGGAGUUGUGUAUGAAACGUUCCAUUUAUCGGAGCUACCGGAUUACACCACACAUGGCACGAUCCAUGUGGUUGUCAACAAUCAGGUUGGAUUUACAACCGAUCCUCGAUUUUCUCGUUCGUCACCGUAUUGUACCGAUGUGGCUCGUGUCGUGAACGCGCCGAUUUUCCAUGUGAAUGCUGAUCAUCCGGAAGCUGUGCAGCAUGUUUGCGCCGUGGCUGCUGAAUGGCGCGCGAAAUUCCAUAAGGAUGUUGUUAUCGACUUGGUGUGUUAUCGUCGCAGCGGUCACAAUGAAAUCGACGAGCCCAUGUUUACACAGCCGAUAAUGUACAAGAAAAUUCGCCAGACCAAACCCGUUGUAGAGAAGUACGCCGCUCAGCUGAUGAUAGAGGGAGUUGUGGAUGAACAUUACUUUAAGCAAGAAAUUGGAAGUUAUUUGAGCAUCUGCGAAGAUGCAUUCAAAACAGCUUCUCAAGCCACGCACGUUAAAUUCUCGGACUGGCUUGACUCUCCAUGGGAAGGGUUUUUUCAGACUCGCAACAAGAAAGUAAUCGAGCCAACGGGGGUGGACGAAUCAGUCCUUCAUCAUAUUGCCACUGUUUUCAGUAACGCGCCACCAGACCUGGAUAUUCAUAAAGGAAUUAAGAAAAUCCUAACGACGCGAAAAGAGCUGACUGAAAAGCGCAUGGCUGACUGGGCGAUGGGAGAAGCCCUCGCAUGGGGAUCGUUAUUGAAAGAAGGCAUUCAUGUCAGAUUAUCUGGACAGGAUGUCGAAAGAGGCACUUUCAGUCAUCGCCAUCAUGUACUGCACGACCAGAGUGUCGAUAAAAAAACAUACCGACCAUUGAAUCACCUAUGGCCUGAUCAGGCACCCUACACGGUGUGCAACAGUUCCUUGUCAGAAUAUGGAGUCUUGGGCUUCGAAUUAGGGUUUUCGAUGACCAAUCCCCAUGCGCUGAUCAUGUGGGAAGCACAGUUUGGCGAUUUCUUUAACACCGCACAAUGUAUCGUGGAUCAGUGCAUCUCCAGCGGUCAAGCGAAAUGGAUCCGUCAAAGCGGUCUGGUUAUGUUGUUGCCGCACGGCAUGGAAGGAAUGGGUCCUGAGCAUUCUAGCGCACGACCAGAGCGCUUCCUGCAGUUAUCCAGCGACAACCCGGAUUCGUUCUCGACCGAAUCCAGCCCGACAUACGUUGUUGAUCAGCUGCGUGACACUAACUGGCAAGUAAUGAACAUCUCAACACCGGCCAAUUAUUUCCAUGCAAUGCGGCGUCAAAUUAAGACCCCGUUCCGUAAGCCACUCAUUUUAAUGACACCGAAAAGUCUCCUCCGUUUACCGGAAGCCCGCUCCAGUUUCGAUGAAAUGCUACCUGAUCGGGAAUUCCAGCGCAUCUAUUCUGACCAGGGCAAAGCAGAAGAAAAGCCGGAUAGUGUCAAGCGACUGAUUUUCUGCAGUGGGAAGAUCUAUUAUGAAUUGGCUAAAGAACGAACUGGGAAAAAUCUGGAUAACGAUAUCGCCAUCGUUCGAGUUGAACAGAUUUGUCCGUUCCCGUAUGACCUAGUCCGUCAGCAAAUGGAGCUGUAUCCGAAUGCGGUAAUUACAUGGGUACAGGAAGAACAUAAGAAUGCCGGCGCAUGGAUGUAUGUUCAACCACGCAUUGAUAACAUCUUGCGUCACCACAUCAAGGAAAGGCGCCGCAUUAAGUAUGUGGGACGAAUUGCGGCAGCAUCACCCGCGACGGGCAACAAGAGUCAGCAUUUGAUUGAGCAAGCAAAAGUCAUUUCGGAUGCUAUGCAUAUUGAUGCUUGAUUGAUCCUUGCUUUCUGUGUUCGGGAUCGUCCUUUGGAUGCUACGGCUGCGAUUUCAGAUGUCUAUUUUUCCUUCUAGUUUUUUCCCUUUACUGCGUGUGUAUGUGUGUAUGUGGAAAAAGUUGGCGGUUCUUAGUAUAUGCAAAUUCUGUUAAGAGUUUAGAGAUAAAAUCUCUGGUCACGUACGAGAGGCUAGUUUUUAAAAGGGUAGCAGCUCAUUAGGAUGUAUAAAAACAAGAUUUAUGUUUGUCCAUUCAAUUUAUUGAUCUUUGAGCUUCUGAAAGUCUGUAAGCUGUAGUCCGUGGCGCACCUUUGUCAACCGAAUAAAACUGCAUAUAUGCUGCUGUGC